Molecule: messenger RNA, 4717 nt
Organism: Linepithema humile (Argentine ant)
Lineage: Eukaryota; Metazoa; Arthropoda; Insecta; Hymenoptera; Formicidae
Gene: Rgk3
Product: Rad, Gem/Kir family member 3
Cellular component (GO): plasma membrane
Molecular function (GO): calcium channel regulator activity; GTP binding; GTPase activity
Source: RefSeq, a predicted model, not a curated record
CGAUCACUGUACGCGGCAAAUCGAUCUGGAGAGAUAAUUAAUUCGGAUGAGGCGGAUGAGACACCGCGAUAUUUCGGAGCGAUUUUUCGAGAGAAAGAGAAAAAGAGUGAAAAGCGCGUGAAUCAUUUCUCGAUAUAAUCGUAGUUAAAGGGCAGAGGUUGCCGAGUAUCGAAAAAGAGGGAUAAUUACAGUCGCGGCAAAGCUCUUAGGGGAGUGAGACGCGGAGGCGAAUGUGCAAGGGGAUAGAUCGGUUGAGAUGUUUAUGCAUCUCCUCUAGAAGAUUUAUGUAAAACGCUCUAUAAUUAAUCAUCGGAGAAAAAAAUAAGUUGACGAAGAGGGGGAGAGAGAGAGAGAGAGAAGAGAGAGAGAGAGAGAGUAGAGUAAUUAUCGCGUAGAAAAAAAACCGAUGCUCCGACUUUGAAAAUCUCGAAGGGCGCACGGUGUCUUGCUAUUUUGCCCUUAACCCUUCCGUGAAUGAAGAAAAGUGCAAGGGUUUACUUUGGAACGACGCAGGAUUUGUCGACGUGAUAUCGGAUUCGUGGCGUUCUCAUAUUCAAGGAUAUCUCGUAUAUCUUUAGCGACUUUACUGAUAAUCGCGUCAUACAAACCAUAGUUUUGAGUCGCUUGAAGAGACAUUCCGGAAAUCACACAUGGUGCGACAUUUUCAAGAUAAAAAUAAAUUUUAUGAAUAAAUGCUUCUACUAAUACACGCACACACUCGUGUCUAGCAUUUAAAAAAUGCAAAAAUUGCGAUAAAAACAAUGCCCACAUAUCGUUGUACUUUGUGAUCAAUAAGUGAGAUAUAGACUUUACAAAGCUACAGAGAAUAAUUCGUGGAAAAGGAAGAAAUUAGCGGGAAACCCGGAGAAUAUAUAAUUAGAAGAUAAUCGUCAUUAAAAGGCGAAAGCGCCGGGUCGUGAUUAGUGACGAGAAGAUACAGUGGUAGCUGUGAUAAUUUGAAAGGAUGGCAGAAGACUCGCUUCGCCGGAAAACCAGAUCGGCUUCGAUUUGUGCUCCGGGAUUUUCCAGUAUGGAACAAAUGCUGGAGGCUAUGCCACCCUCGGGAGCCCGCGAAAGGGAGAGAGGAGAACGGGAAAGGGACAGCGGCAGUGGAACACCAGAUAGUAGUACACCCACGAGAAGACGCAGACCAGCUACGAGAUCCCAGAGCGCCCGUGUUUCCGGCGGAAAUAAAAGCAUCCGUCGCCGUGCUGCCGCCCAAGCUGCUGCCCAUCAUCAUCACCAUCAUCACGAGGGAACCAUGAAGUCGGCCCACUGCAGUAGCGAGCCGAAAUUGACCGAGAAUGACAUCAGUCCAGGAAUCAGGAGACGAGGUAGCCGACGAGGGCAGAGCAUGCAUCACACGCAUCAUAGGAAGAGCAACGCCUUUCUGGAUGUGCCCGAUGUCUCGUCUCAGAUGCCACCGCGGGAGGAUGGCGAAGAUGAGGAUAGUUAUAGACUCCGUAGCUUCAGUCUCACCAGCAAAGGUGUCGUCAACAGAGGAGAUUCUUUCCGGAGAAGAAGAUCGAGAUCAAAUUCCUUGGCGCCUGCCGAGAAAGAGACUGAGGAACGGCGAGCACCGCCUAAGGAAGUCGCCUCGCACACUGUCGCUAUGCUGGGCACAAGAGGAGUUGGGAAAACCGCUCUUAUCAGUCAGUUUAUGACCAGCGAGUGCAUAAAUGCCUACGACAGACAGAGAGAUGUGCCGAGUGAGCAAUCUGUUUUCGUGAUGCUGAAUGGGGAAGAAAGCGAGCUUAAGUUUUUAAACAUCGCCAAUCCAAAGACCGAAUUGGAAAAAAUGCCGUUACCGGAUGCCUUCGUCGUAAUGUAUUCAGUGAUCGACAAGGCUUCCUUUCAAAGGGCCGAGGAAUAUCUCGCUCGACUUCACGAUCAAGACCUUCUUCGUGGUAGACCGGCUAUUCUGGUCGGGAACAAGGUCGAUUUGGUUCGUUCCAGAGUGGUUUCGCCCCAGGACGGAAAGUGCUUGGCCUGCACCUAUCGUGCGAAAUUCGUCGAAGUGUCGGUGGGCAUCAAUCACAAUGUCGACGAGCUUCUAGUCGGCAUACUAAAUCAAAUCCGUUUGAAAGUGGUCCAGGGUAACCAAGAGAACCGAAACAGCGGUAGCGAAGGGAGCGGUCAUUGGUACAAGUCUAGAGGCGUUGUGCGCGCAAGCAUGAAAGCUAGACAAAUGCUCACUUGGCUCUUCGGCAAGGAGGAUAGCAAGUUUAAGAAUUGCGAGAAUCUUCACGUACUUUAAGCAACAGCGAUAAGAAAUUGGAGUCAGGCUAUCCGACUUCUGUUUUAUUAGUACGUAAGUAUGAUGUGACUUGGAAAAAGCUUCUUUCUCGAACGGAAUUCUAUUAUUAUAUAAUUUGCGCUCGUCGAGAAAUUUUUGUGCGUUUGGAGAAAACAAAGUAAAAAUUAUGAGAAUGUAGUUUGAGUGGAUGAAACGGAUGCGUAUCUGAAACAAUACGUAGUUUAAAGCUUAGAGUCGAACGUCAAGUCUUCGCAAUCAAUAGAAUUUAUGAGAGUAUUUCGUUAUCCUGUAGGAAGUACGAAUGGUCCGAGGACCAAAAUGGAUACAAUUAGUAUGGGGUGAAUAAAGUGCCAAUUAGUGCAAAUUAACGCGAAUGGCGUUUAAGGAGAGGUCUGAAAGCGGAGAAAAUGUCGCUGGAUUUCGCGCCCGUUCAACUAGAAUUACAUAGUGAGAAAUGUGAAUGAUUAACCCUUUCCGUUUCAGAUGCAAGAAGGUAUCGUUUUUCAGCAACUUCCUUGACAUAAACUUUGUCUUCCUACAAAACCGUUUAAUUCUUUUUUGUGUUAAAAAAUUAAGCAGUAUUAUCAAAUUAUUCGCGACACUUUGAUAAUUUAUAUGCCACUUUUUUCUAGAUAUUAUUGGUUGCUGACAUUUUAUGAUCGAUAGUAAUUAUCGUACAAUUUUCUAGUUCCAUACUUAUAAUGAGCGAGCUCCAGCGAAACAAACGCUUACAUGUUACAUCAACAGAAUAUAAAAACUGGCAACAAUCAAAGAUUAACAAUGCAAUCAAAAGUUCAAAUCAAUCGUGACGAUAAGAAAGAUUUAAACUGGACCAUGGCGUGAACCUGUCGCCGUUAAGUUUACGACCUUAUUGUAUAAUAAGACCAAUUACUUAAUCUUUUUAUGUACAUGUACAUAAAAAUAGUAUGUACAUAUAUAUACGAAACUUACAUAUAAGCGUAUACUUGUGCAAGCAUGUUCUAUACAAAUGUACACACAUGUGUAUUCUUAAUCUCCCGUUGACGAGUGUCGAUUCUACCACGUGGCGGCAUUAUGUUGUUGCAAACAAAAUACCGCUGCUAUUCUUGCAUCAUUAAAUUGUCCUUUAUCGCGAAUGCGUUAUUAAUUUCUCUUGUUCAAAUGGACUUCCUACAGUUUGUUAUUGUAUUACGGCUAACUUUAUGCAAUAUGCUAAUGUUAUUCGACAUUAAGUUUUGUACAUAAAAAUCGUGAAUAUAUUUAUUAUAAUUAGGUGAAAUAUAUAUAAUGAAACAUUAUCAGUACAUUAUACGGUACGUUUUUAAUCUCAUGACAGACUACAUAUUGGAGAUUGAGGAUUGCAGAAUUGGAGAUUAGAAUGCGAUCAAUAAGGUUACCUCAAUCUUGGUCCACUUUGUCUUGAUCAGUCUUGAUUAAUCGAAUUCCAAUCUCCAAUUCGCGAUCUACAAUCUCCAAUACAUAAUUUGAUAUGAGCUUUAUGCUAUUAAAUCCACAUAUCGAGUAUAAGAUUUUUAUCAUUUUUAUCGUAAAAAAGAUAAUUGCAUUGAGUACGUUUAUAUUUCGAUCCCAAACAUGAAAAAAAUUGUAUUAUACAACUGUGUAUUAAAUCAUUCUUAUUCGACAGUUAUCUAAUAUGAUAUGUGAUCUAAUUCUAUAAAUUUCCAAAUUAAAUAUUUUAUUAAUUACAUUUUUUAUAUCUAUUAUAUAUUUUAUACCAAAUAUUAUAAGAAACCAAAUAACAUGUAAUUUACUAAUGCGGCAUUUUGUGUACAACAUUUUGUCGCGACGGAAAUAAAAUCUUUCGCGUCGCGCGUUUUCUCGCGCGCGAUGCGAGAGAGCGCGUACUGUGUAUCUAAAAACUAUAGUCUUCUGCAGAGAGAUAUCCUUUUCGAAUCUUUAAGGAGAGUGUCUAUAAAAACUGUCUAUUUUCUGCGACUCUAUGCCUGUGUAUCCGAAUUAUACGAAUGUAGCAUAAAAUCAGAAUGCAUAAAGUUGUAUACCCAUAUGACGGGAACAAUGCGCCAAUUUGACGUGCAACCUUGCUCUUCUUGUGUGAAUAUUUCAUCGUCCUUCGGCUAUAUGUAAGAAAACUUAACGUUUCGGAUUACAGUAGCAAAUUACAGACUUCCUUUUUCUCGUUACAUAAACGUUUUGAAAAGUGUUUUGACUCUUAAUGAUUCAAAUAAAAAUUAAGAAUUUUCCUCCGGCAUUCUUCGUUAUCAUCAUCAUUAUCGUCAUGCAAUUAAUCGAUCGUUAGUGUUAAGUGUGCGAGAUGCGACAAAAACGCGUUGUGUGAAUUUUGUGUUUAAGGAGUUUAUCCCGAAAUGUCUCUCAACGAGAAGCCGAAGAUUCUUAUCAAGUGCCUUUGAAUAUUUUUGUAAUUUAAGCUAACUUGGUGUAAGCCCCAUGAGUAUAUCGCACUGUAUAAUCUAUUAUUAUACGUAUAUCAUAUUAUCGAUA